CCAUGACAACACCAGUAGCGCAUCUGAGAUCGUUAUGUUGUUUUCUGUUUGUUUUCGUUAUUUGGUACUCAUGUUUGUGUUCAUUUGCAGUAGGAAAAGAUAAUCUGUGAAUCCAGUAAUACAUCCUGCUUAUAAGAAACGUUUUUGUUAAAAAUUAUUGUGAAGUAGUCACUUCCUGUGAGUCGCGGGAACCGGAAGUUGUGCGCCGGAGAGACAAGACAGAGCGGUAACACGGCGGACUUUUUGGAAUGUACAACUUUUCUACUGCUGGUUUUACAAGGCGUACACGUUUUCACGGUGCUCCAUGAUUGUGAGAGGAAUAAAAGAAUUGUGGACAUCAGUACGAAGCGUGGAUUCUUUCGACCAGAGUAGAUACAGUGAAAACGUGUCCCAAUCCAUCUGGAGGCUUCGGUGUGCAAAGCUCUUCUCAUCCUGCAACAAGCUACAGGUCUCGGUUUGCAACGCGCUUCUCCUCCUGCAGCAAACUACAGGCUUCGGUGUGCAAAGCUCUUCUCAUCCUGCAGCAAGCUACAGGUCUCGGUUGCUUCUCAUCCUGCAGUGAGCUACAGGCUUCAGUGGACACGUUGCUUUCCAUUCUGUGACAACCAAACGGGAGCUGCAGAUUCAGCGGACACUCCAAGAAGUGGUUUCAGGCUAAAGCGUGAGUCCUCAGGCUAUAUUGCGCAGUUAUUAUGCCUCAAGAGUUGAUGGAUAGAACAUGAGCUACAAAUUUGCUAUAAUGGACAAGAUAUUAAUAGUGUUCAAAUUUCAGACUGUGUAAAAAAAAAAAAAAAAAAAGACAAUCUGUGGAAGUUCUGGAAAUUAUUGUUGCUUUCUUACCUAUUGUUUGCAAGCUUCAUGAAGGCUGAAACUGAAGAUUUAUUUGCUCUCAUACGUAAGAAUCUAAGCUAAGGUGGCUUUGUGUUAAUUUUAAUAAUUGUCCGCCUAUUACAUCCAUUCCAUUUUUUAAUUACCUUAGAUAUCUUGUCCUCUUCAUAAGAUACCCCCUUUAAAGUCUGAAAAUGUCUAAAGAUGGUCAUAGUCACCGUGAUGUUAUGUCAGAAGUACAAGAUGCAGGGGAUUUGGAAGAGGGAAAAAGUGUAGUGUCUGAGAAAUCUGAGACAAAAACAAGAAAAUCCUCUCGUGAAAGGCGAUUAACGCCAAAAAUGCAGGAACUGAAAGAUCAAGAGUUAACUCAAAAGGAGAAGAGGUUCAAAGCAACAUAUGAGAAAUGGAAAAGCAAUGUAAGAGACAUUCGCACAAGGUUAAAGCAAGUAUGCUCUGAGUGUGACAUGUAUAAUAUGAUGGAUGAGGCUGAGAAGCUAGAGUCUGAAUUAAAGGAACAGUAUGACAGAAUUCGACUCCAAACCUCACCAAGUCAAGAAAUUCGAAGAAAGAUCAAUGCAUGCUCAGCCGUGACGGCCGAUUUGCUUCAGCUGAUGAGAGUACGUCUGACUGAAGAUGAAGGUGAGUUUGACACGGUGGCAGAAAGCCGAAAUUGAUAUGGAAGCUGCCAUCGAAGCUCAGCGUCAGCAGUUGAGAAAACUUGAAAAUCAGAGGGACAUUGAUGUCAUUCAGGCAAAGCUAAAUGUCUACACUGAAGAAGAGGGAAGGGAUGGGACAUGCAGUCCUCCAUUCAGCAAAGUGAGUGAUGCACGCCCCUUCGCUCGCCACAUCCCAGAUGAAGAACGGCAGGUUGCACAAAACGAGACAUCACUGGUCCAAUCCCUACAAGAGUCAUUAGCCCUCACUCGCUUGCCAACUCCAGAACCUUCUGUAUUCUCGGGUGAUCCUCUGAAGUUCACAGAAUGGAGCAUAAGCCUCAAAGCCCUUAUAGAGAGACGAUGCUCUGACCCUGCAGACAGGCUAUUCUACCUGCAAAAGUACAUAGCAGGUGAGGCAAAAUCUUCUCUUGAAGGCAGCUUCUACAGAAAAGAUGAAGAAGCCUAUCAACAAGCAUGGGAUAGGUUAAAUGCUAGAUAUGGCCAUUCCUUUGUAGUGCAGCGGGCUUUCAGAGAGAAGCUAAAUGGGUGGCCGAAGAUUGGUGGAAAGGAAUAUCUCAAGCUAAGAGAGUUCAGUGAUUUCCUCCAAACAUGUAGUAAUGCCAUGCCUCACAUAAAGGGCUUACAGGUUCUUAACGACUGUGAGGAGAAUCAGAAAAUACUAGUCAAACUUCCUGAUUGGGUGACAUCUAGAUGGAACCGUUAUGUCACAGAGCAGCUAGAUUGGGGCAAUGACUAUCCAAGCUUUCAUGAGUUUACUUCCUUUAUCUCUAAGGAGUCACGCAUGGCAUGCAAUCCAGUGUCAUCCUUACAUGCCUUAAGACACUCUGCAGAGGCACCACCCAGAGAGAUGAAGCGUUCAAAAGCAAACACGUUUGCCACAAAUGUGAACCCCCCAAUUCCAUCAAGCUCCACCGCUAAAUCUGACCUUGGUGAAAUCAAGUUGAGAGAUGCAGAGAAACCAAAGAAAUGGAACACACCAACACAAAAUUCCAAUAAUAGCCAGUGUAUUUGCUGUAGUGAGAACCAUUCCAUACAUAAAUGCAAGAGGCUUAUGGACAUGUCUGUAGAGGAUAAGAAAAAAUGCAUACUUGAAAAUAGGUUGUGUUUUGCAUGUCUAAGAAAGGGUCACAAUUCUAAAGAAUGUAGAAACAGGGCCACGUGUGGCAUAUGCAAAAAGAGUCACCCAACGCCAUUGCAUGAAGAUCGUUCUACAGCAGGAGCACCAUCAAUACAAGGCGCAGUUGAAGAAAGUACGUUGUCAUUAUCAUGUUGUGUGAGUGGAGGUGAAGGUGGGAGUACGUCGAUGAUAGUCCCAGUGUGGAUCUCAACACUUAGUGCUCCGGACACUGAAACCCUAGUAUAUGCACUAUUGGACACUCAAAGCAGUCACACAUUUGUUGAUCAGGAGGUGUGUGAAAAACUGCAGGCAACAAUGGAACCAGUGAAACUUAAACUUUCCACCAUGAUGGGGAGAGACUCAGUUGUGAAGAGUCAAAGAGUAUGUGAGCUCAAAGUUAGAGGAUUCUCCUCUAACAUUUCCAUCAGCUUGCCUCCAGCCUACACAAGGGACUUCAUUCCUCUUGACCGUGCACAUAUUCCCACUUGUCAGACAGUCAACAAAUGGAAACACCUUGUCAGCAUAGCCCAGGAGAUACCUCCGUUGAUGGACUGUGGUGUUGGAUUGUUGAUUGGAUACGACUGCUCCAGAGCGUUAAUUCCAAGAAGGGUCAUUACUGGGGGCGACUAUGAGCCUUAUGCUAUUGAGUCGGACCUUGGUUGGAGCAUUGUGGGAAGCGCACCACAGCGUAUGCAGGCUAAAGAUGUGACUGGUUUUUGCCAUUGAGUGUCUGUCAGAGAGGUGCCACCCAUAACACCAUUUGCUGUCAUCAAGGCCCUUGUCAGGAGUUUUCCUGUAGUGCAACUCAGGUCGGAAUAAAUGACACUCAGACAGGUUUGCAAGUUUAACGUGCACACGGGUGAGAGCUCAACGAAGACUCACACCCUGCAGCAGUUGUCAGCCUUUAUUUAUACUCAAGCAUAUUUGUGUAGCAUGUUCUUCUCAGAGACGUACAGGAAGAGAUAAAAUAGAACUGUGCUGCGUGCAGGCUUCCUGUUGAGCUUGCACAGUUAGUAACAUAACAGAUAGCGUAACUUCUCUAUUUGAGCUGAAUACUAAAAGAGCAAACACAUCUAGAAAAUAAAAUGUACUUUUAAGCAUAAACAUAAUAAAAUCUUUUGACAUUCCCUCCAGUUGUUUGAUCUUUUCUUCUAUAUAUGUACACAGCAACUCACUAACAUUGUAUCAGUCCAUGGCCACUUGUAAACAUUUUUAGCCAAGACAUCAUAAAAUAGUGGGUUUUGUGAGUAUGUUAUAUCCAAAUGUCUAUCUCAUUAUCAUCUUCUUCAUUCUGUGAUAGGGUGAUGUAAGCAUGAAU
Molecule: messenger RNA, 3940 nt
Organism: Oreochromis aureus
Lineage: Eukaryota; Metazoa; Chordata; Actinopteri; Cichliformes; Cichlidae
Exons: 2
Coding region: 1462-3348 (628 amino acids)
Molecular function (GO): zinc ion binding; nucleic acid binding
Source: RefSeq, a predicted model, not a curated record